This is a messenger RNA of Tuber melanosporum (Perigord truffle), 2337 nucleotides long. RefSeq lists its product as uncharacterized. The record is from RefSeq and is a predicted model, not a curated record. The transcript has 4 exons. The coding region runs from base 354 to 1523 and encodes 389 amino acids. Gene Ontology annotation, molecular function: iron ion binding; oxidoreductase activity. NCBI's taxonomy places the organism in Eukaryota, Fungi, Ascomycota, Pezizomycetes, Pezizales, Tuberaceae. Gene Ontology annotation, biological process: lipid biosynthetic process.
CCCACUUGAGAAUCUUCAAAAGGGACCUCAUUCAUUUUUGUCGCCACUCUCACGCGACCUAAGCCCCCCAUCCCAUCACCGAGCACUUUCACUCUCCAGAGUCACUCACUGGAACGAGAACUUUUCUGCCUGUUUGUUCCUUUUCAGCAUCCCCCUCCUCCUCCCUUACUUUCUCCUCUCAAAUCUUUGUCGCUCCUUUAUUCCGCCUCAAUUGAGCCGCCCAUAACAACACAAACCCCCGACGUCAACCAUCCAGUGUACAUUUCGUCGAACCAAACACAACAACAAUUGGGAAGGAAGAAUAAUAAAAAAAACUACCAUUUUCAACAAAAAAUAACAGUCGCACUGCAUAGAUGAACUUGACGAAUUCAACUACCUCUCCUUCCCCUCCCGCCUCAUUCUUGAGGCCUCUUCCGCCUCUCAUCUCGGGGGUGCCAGACUCAAUUGUUCUUGUUAUUCUGCCUAUAGCCGCUUAUUGGGCUCUCUCUCUUUUCUUCCACUUUCUCGAUGUCCAUGAUCUCCUUGCUUCGUACCGCCUACACACACCCGAAGAAGUCCUCAAAAGAAACCACGUAACUCGCCGUGAGGUAGUGCGGGAUGUAAUAGUGCAACAGAUCAUACAAACCAUCGUGGGGCUUGCCAUCGGUGUGUCGGAGCCAGAGGAAAUGAUUGGAGGGGAAUGGUGGGAGAUAAUGGGCUUGUAUUCGAAGUUUAUGGGAGACUGGAGAUACAAACUCGUGGAAAUUGUCUACUGGUAUCUUUUGCCUGCUGCUCGCUUCUGGGUUGCAAUCUUCAUCAUGGACACAUGGCAGUACUUCUUGCACAGGCUCAUGCACGAGGUUAAAUGGCUUUACAAAACCUUUCACUCUCGUCAUCAUCGCCUUUAUGUUCCUUACGCGUUCGGCGCUCUCUACAACCAUCCAUUCGAAGGUCUCCUCAUGGACACGAUUGGAGCAGGAAUCGCCUACAAGAUAUCAGGUCUUAGAAUCCGCGGCGCUAUGACCUUUUUCACAUUUUCGACCAUGAAGACGGUUGACGAUCAUUGUGGAUACGCCUUGCCUUUCGAUCCCCUGCAGUACUUUUUCUGGAACAACGCAGGGUACCAUGAUGUGCACCACCAAGGCUGGGGCAUCAAGACAAACUUCUCACAACCUUUCUUCAUCUGCUGGGAUCGUUGGCUUGGAACUCAAUGGACUGGCGGCGACGUAUCAGCCCGCUACGCUUCAUCCCGCGAGAAAGCUGCAGAGGAACCCGAGAAAGAUGGUAUUAUACCAGAGCAAAAGGGAAAUAUUACCGCAACAAUUCCCCAGAAAGGAGCAAAUUCCACUGCCUACAUGAGCAGCGGGCGAACCAAUGGCCUAAAGCCAAGAAUACCGAAUGGGAAGCCAAAAGUGCAGGCCGACGAGUCGAGGCGACGGGUCCUCGACACAGAUUGUUUAGGCGUAUCACGAGAGGAGGGGAACGAAGAAACCGCCGUCGGGAAUGUACGUUACUGGGCUCGAGUCAAUGGGAGCGUUAGGUAGACCGACGUCUCACCCAUGGGAUCCAAUAAAUGUUGAAAAAUCUUGUUUGCCGGGAAAAAAAUGAUUUGUCUGGGCGUACUGGGGAUCGGAUUGGAUGGGACGGUGUGGAUAGGGAAAGCUAAGGUGUGGUUGGGGGUUUAUGUGAAAGAGUAGCACUAUUAUCUUGGAUUUGUGUUUCUUGUUCUUUUUUGUUUGCCCCCUUGAGAUUAUUUUCGUCUGCUUUUGUUUCCAAAUCCUGCGGUUCUUCACUCCCCAAUAUCACGCCUCCGUUCCUAUCACCUGCCUAUCUACGACCCUUAACCCUGACUUUUUAAGUUUACCGUCACUUCAAUCCCUUGUUUUUAUCAAACACUUUUCAUCAUGUCUCUCUUCCCCUUUUGAAUUAUCAGUAAUAGGACGAUCGAUAGGUCCAGCAGACCAACUAAUGAUUCACUCCCCUCCCCUUCCCUCCCCCUUGUUCCUAUACCAACGAGGAAUCUUGAUGAUACCCCACGGUGCCUUUCAUACAUUCAUUGAAACCGUGACGCUCUGUGUACCCAUGGCCCUAAUAACCCUGUGUUCCAUUUUUUUCCAUUUUUGGCCAUACUCAUGUAUUAUCACACUUUGCUAUGGAUGGGAUUCUUAUUUACUUAUUCCUUCUUGCUUGUUUUUUUUUUUGUGUAGCUCUUGAGCAUGAUUUCUUUCUUUUUUGGAAUGGAGUUUGGUAUUAUUAUUUUUUCUCUCUUGUCCUAUUGCCCGAAGUUGAUGUCAAGGAAGUUGGAAAUGUGUAAGCGUGUAGUCUUAGUUAGCUUAUCAUAGUCGGAAUACGUACGUU